Triplophysa rosa is the source of this 2371-nucleotide messenger RNA. It is a transcript of the gene fam110d, whose product is annotated as family with sequence similarity 110 member D. NCBI's taxonomy places the organism in Eukaryota, Metazoa, Chordata, Actinopteri, Cypriniformes, Nemacheilidae. The transcript is spliced from 2 exons. The coding region runs from base 920 to 2200 and encodes 426 amino acids. The record is from RefSeq and is a predicted model, not a curated record.
UUAUUUGCACAUGUAUUAAUAUAAACAAAAGUACAUAUUUAUACACAACAUGCAUGAACACAAGUUGUACAGAUUUGAAGUGCGGGGGUGUUUGAGUUUAGAGACUCAUACCUGCCCGCGCCGUGUCGCGGUGGGAUGGUCUCGUGCCUCACAAGCACGAGAAGCGAGCGCGCCUCCAGCAUUCAGUCAGUGCGCGCGGCUCGUGCCAGGCUGCAGCAGCUCCACUCGAGAUCUCAUGUGGGAAAUUACACGCGUUUAAACGUGGAUACGGAUCUCGCUGUAAGGGUUCCAGGUACAGACGGAAAAGGACACGACCCUUGUCUGUUAAACUCUGAAGUGCCCCGGUGCCAGCUCUACAGGUCAACCCAAGCGGAACGGCGCAGGACAAUAGCGGCGCGACCCAGAGACCUGAGACAGAUAUCAAAAAGCAAACAGUCAAGCUCAUUAGCUCAAGACAAGCCAAGGUGAAACGUUCUUUCAACGUAUAAAGGGGUUGAAACGACAAAAAGGAAAGACGUAUUCAGAGCAAAUGCUGACUGCUAUUUAUGCUGCUCUGUGGUGAAGAGAACGUCUCAUUUUGGAUUGGGCGGAAAGGCUUUCUCUAGAUAGAAAUGUGUGUGUAAAUACGGCAUGGAGAUAUUGAUUCGUCUCCUACAAAACUGCCCAACAAAGUGACUAAAUAUAGCAAAGCCCAGCUGCCAACUGUGUUACUUAAACCUCCCCGACUGAUAACUCAAUUUUGGAAUGACACGUCUACAUGUAUAUGGAACCUAAAAAUGGAUCCCUAAAAAUUCCCAGCGAUUCAGAAACAUCAUCAUAAAGUGACUGUUUGGUUUCCUUUACGAUUCUUGUACUUCUGGAGAGGUCAAAGCAGCCGUUUUGUCUUUUCUUAUUGGAUGUGUUUUUCCAAAACGUCAAGAUGAAACCUUUAACCCCCAUUGGUUCGCCCUCUCCCCUGCGGCUCCUUAACAAGGGUCCGGAUUACCUGCGCCGGCAGAUGGAUUCGGGAAGCAGGGGUCGUUCCAUCAGCGCCGUUGAACGUCUAGAAGCAGACAAAGCAAAAUAUGUCAAGAGUCAACAGGUCAUCAAUACAAAACAAGAGCCCGUUUUAGUGCCCUGUGCCACCCCUCCACCGAUACCCCGUCGCAACUUCACAACAUCUACCCCCUCGACGCCCGUCCUCCCCGCACGCAGACAAACAAUCCCGUCCUCUUCCUCCCAGCUCUCGGGUGAUGACAACGAGGGCGACUCAAGGAAAGAGAAUUUUCAGAGCGAGGUGGCAACACGCAACCGAAACAAUGCAAACAAGCCCCCUGCACCUUCUCCGAGAACCCCAAACACUAAACCAUUAGUCGCCCCGCACAGUGCUCCCAUGAUGCGCAGGAGCACCGGCAAGCGCAUGCUGCGCCCGGACUCGCUGGUCAUUUACAGACAGAAGAAAGAAUGCAAGAGUCCCGACAACGGCGGUGGAAACGUCAACGCGGAGGCCAGGGGCUACAGCUUCGUCCGGAGGCUCUUCCAGGGAUCCAUGCGCGAGAAAAACAGCACGAGCGAAGCGGCUCACAAAAUGGUGAUCAGUGAGGAGAAGGCCUCUUCGUCUCGAGACGGGGACUCACGGAUGUCCUGGUCCAAUGACAGAGACACAGUCGACGGCGGAAACGAGACGAUGAGAUCGAGCAGAUCCGAGCGCGCUCCCUCGACGCCGCACCCUGAAAACGACAACUCUGGCUUUCUAGAAAAACAAUCGAAGAACAGCAUGCUUAACACUUUACGAAACAGCAUGGGUCACUGUAACAAUAAUGACAUGGACCCGUGGAAACCAGUCAUUCCACGAAUGAGGUCGGAUUUAAAACGUUCAAAGUCGGACUUGCGUCUGCGCUGCUCGCUGGCCGUGUCCGAGCAGGAGCGCUUCUUUGAUUUCUGCGGACUGGACCUGGAUAUGGUGGAGAGACUCGGACCGGAUAACUUCUUAACAGCCGCCAGUUCGAUCGACACGCUCUCGUUGCUCCUGAGGAGCGUGGGAGGAGGCUCGGAACCCAGCGAGUUUUCUCGACACUCCGGGGACAGACUUUUUCAGGAUGAGCUCGCCGAACAGAUCCCCACCGGUGUGUCUAUUAUUGAGAGAAACGCACGUGUUAUUAAGUGGCUAUACGGGUGUAAGAAUGCAGCCCAGGAGGGCCCUAAAGAGUCAACGGUUUGAUUGUCAACAACAACUAAAAUUCUUCAUUUCAAUUCUUUUAUUCUUCAGAGUUGUCUGGAAUAACGUUCUGACACUGAAAAAAAUGAUCACUGCAGAUUAUACUGUAUUUAUUUUCUGAACAAUUUGUAUUUAAGAGAUUUCUUUGGCAUUCACAACCAGUACCUUUUCAUU